Messenger RNA from Pezoporus flaviventris, 2009 nucleotides. It is a transcript of the gene KCNJ12, whose product is annotated as potassium inwardly rectifying channel subfamily J member 12. Lineage: Eukaryota; Metazoa; Chordata; Aves; Psittaciformes; Psittacidae. The transcript has 3 exons. The record is from RefSeq and is a predicted model, not a curated record. Gene Ontology annotation, cellular component: plasma membrane. Gene Ontology annotation, molecular function: inward rectifier potassium channel activity. Gene Ontology annotation, biological process: regulation of monoatomic ion transmembrane transport; potassium ion import across plasma membrane. Bases 426 to 1715 code for a protein of 429 amino acids.
AGCAUCCCUCCGACUCCACAGCCCUGGCCGAAGUUGGGAGACAGAAACGUAUCCCAGGGAGGGGACAUCACCCCCCCGCCAAGCAGCACGAGCAGGGAUGGGGAAACUGAGGCACAGCUGGUAGAGAUGGAGCUGUGAGCAGCCUGACCCUGCUCUGACAGCGGAGUUCAUGAGAAAAGCAAAGGGGAAGAGAUUCCAGUGCUACCCAAGGCUUUUCAUCCACUGCUGUCGUUGAGGCUCCCACAAAUGGUCCAUCUCCCCAGCAAGAGCCUCUCACGGGAUCAGCGUGCUGACGUGGCAGCCAAGACGUGGAAGCUUGGGACUCCUCUUCCACCGCAACAGAACUUGGGGGGUGGGCAGGGGUGGGCCAGGGGGACGCUGGGUGUCGCAGGACCCUUCACCUUCACUGUGGGCUUGGCUCAGGGAUGACUGCCGGCAGAGUCAACCCUUACAGCAUCGUGUCCUCCGAGGAAGACGGGCUGAGGUUGACCACCAUGCCAGGCAUCAACGGCUUUGGCAAUGGGAAAAUCCACACCAGGAGGAAAUGCAGGAACAGGUUUGUAAAGAAGAACGGCCAGUGCAACGUGGAGUUCACCAACAUGGACGACAAGCCUCAGAGGUACAUUGCGGACAUGUUUACCACGUGCGUUGACAUCCGCUGGAGGUAUAUGCUCUUGCUCUUUUCCUUGGCGUUUCUAGUGUCCUGGUUGUUGUUUGGGCUGAUUUUCUGGCUCAUUGCACUCAUUCACGGAGACCUGGAAAACCCAGUUGGAGAUGAUACCUUCAAGCCUUGCGUUCUGCAGGUCAAUGGCUUUGUGGCUGCUUUUCUAUUCUCCAUCGAGACCCAAACGACUAUUGGUUAUGGCUUCCGCUGCGUGACGGAGGAGUGCCCGCUCGCCGUCUUCAUGGUGGUGGUUCAGUCCAUCGUGGGGUGUAUAAUUGACUCUUUCAUGAUUGGUGCAAUAAUGGCAAAGAUGGCCAGGCCCAAAAAACGGGCCCAGACUUUGCUUUUCAGCCAUAACGCGGUAGUGGCAAUGAGAGAUGGAAAACUCUGCCUCAUGUGGAGAGUUGGGAACCUCCGGAAAAGCCACAUAGUAGAAGCCCACGUACGAGCUCAGCUAAUUAAGCCCAGGAUCACAGAAGAAGGGGAGUACAUACCCCUUGACCAAAUAGACAUCGACGUGGGGUUUGAUAAAGGCUUGGACCGUAUCUUCUUGGUGUCUCCCAUCACCAUUCUCCACGAGAUCAACGAAGACAGCCCCUUGUUCGGGAUCAGCCGCCAGGACUUGGAGACGGACGACUUUGAGAUCGUGGUCAUUCUGGAAGGCAUGGUGGAAGCCACCGCUAUGACAACGCAAGCUCGGAGCUCCUACCUGGCCAGUGAGAUCCUCUGGGGCCACCGCUUCGAGCCAGUCUUGUUCGAGGAGAAAAACCAGUACAAAGUAGACUAUUCCCACUUCCACAAAACCUAUGAGGUCCCGUCCACCCCCCGCUGCAGCGCCAAGGACUUGGUGGAGAACAAAUUCCUGCUGUCCAGCACCAACUCCUUCUGCUACGAGAACGAGCUGGCCUUCAUGAGCCGCGACGAGGAAGAGGAAGACGAUGACAGCCGGGGUUUGGAGGAACUGAGCCCAGACAACAGGCACGAGUUCGACAGGCUGCAAGCCACAAUAGCGUUGGAUCAGCGGUCAUACAGGAGGGAGUCGGAAAUAUGACUCUUGGUCCUUCCAUUGACUUUUCCGAGGGUAUUUUUUUUCCUCCUCUAAUCUCUUCCCCUAAAACCCGCUCCAAUUAUGCAGAACAAUGCAAGUGCCAUAGGAAUGCUUGAGAAAUUAGUAUCGUUCAUAGUGUUCAGUUUCAUCGCAAUAACCACUGAGCGGUCUGCAGGAGGGGACGGCGGCAGGGCCACGGCGCGGCUCCCGCGCCCGGUGCCCGCGGUGGGGCCGGUGGCUCUGGGGGGAUAGAGGGGUAGAUGAUGGAUGGGUGGAUAGAUGAUGGAUGGAGAGUUG